This is a messenger RNA of Cyclocybe aegerita, 3360 nucleotides long. The record is from the annotation of a GenBank genome assembly. Lineage: Eukaryota; Fungi; Basidiomycota; Agaricomycetes; Agaricales; Hemipholiotaceae.
AUGUUGGAGGGUGAUGCCAUGGCUGAUGAUCAUCCUGUUGUUGAGAAUCGUUUGAGGCUGGCGAUUUCCCUAAAGUGCCAAGCUCUAACCUUCGGAGCGUGGGGUGAUCAUUCCUCCGUCACCUCUGUCUGGCGUCAAAAUAACGGCUGUAAAGGAGCUUAUAGACGCUUCUGGGACCAAACAGGCGAGACACGGAGGCACUACGGCGGUUUCCAGGCUUUUUGGUAUCAGUUUGGAAGGGGUGGCACAUGGUUUGUACAUAUACGGAAUCGAGUGGCGCAGUGUUUCUUCCUUCCGCCCACCAUCAUGGCCCACCCGCCUCCGCCCGCCACACCGUCAACAACAACAGUGGCAUCCACAAUAGCAGCGGAGACAGCGUCUAUGGCAUCGACGUCUGCGGCUGCGGCUGCGGCUGCGUCUGCGAGCUCGUCGUCCUUAACGCUCAUCCCGGCUAGGUGGGACAACCCGACUUCUCGGUUGGCCACCAGCAAGAAAAGCGACAGCAACUCGAACAGUUCCGGCGAAACCAGCGGAAAAUGCGGCAAUUCUCGUAAUAGAAGUGGGAGCACAAGCAGUAGUGGGAGUAGCAGGAGCGAGAAGAGCAGCAAGUCAGGGUCCAUACCUGCUGGGGGUUCGGCGCCAACGACGACGACGGGGACCCCGGACGUCAGUGAAUGGUUGCCGCCCCGUAUGCGCCACAAAGAGAAGAAAGCCGAAUUCCGCGUCAUCAGGCCGCCCACCGCUGCCUCUUCGUCGAAUGCCACCGCUUCCAGCUCUCGCGCCGUACCGCGCACAGCAGACGACCUCGCUCUGCAACCCAUCCCUGACCCACCAUGGAUGUCUGACCGCUUCCAACCUUCCCCUCACGCCCGCGGUUACGAUGAGCCACGUGUGGCCAGCAGCAGUAGUGCGAGGUCGCCGAUGCAUUCACGAGCACCGCUAUCGUCCUCCCAGUAUCCAUCCCAUUACCCGCAGCAUCAUGGAUAUCAGCCUCGACCGCAGUACCAGCCUCGACCACAGUAUAGGGAACGGGCCCCGGAGCGACCGAGCUCGCGAGGUUCGAUGUCGAGCGACGACUCUUCGGAUGAUGAUCGCAGACCACCACUCAGCCACCACGCGUGGCAGGCGCCUCGCACGAUCCGCGGGUCUAUGUCGGCGGGCACCUCAGCCUCAGCAACGCGCCCGAGGCUUGCACCCCCAACGUCGGAGGCCGAAAUGGACGUAGACAGCGACGGCAGAGGCAGGACAACUGAUAAACGGGCACGUGACGACGACUGGGAUGAACGAGAAAGCAAACGCCGAAGGGCACAUUAUCCUCUAAGGACGAUAUACUCGAAGGAUGUCGCGCCCGUGUCAGUGUCGGCGUCAACGAGCAGGUCGGGAACCCCUCCUCGCAGCUACCCCCCAUCGCCGUCACCACCACUUCCGCCGGGAAGUCGCAACAGCAACACUUAUCCGCCUGGUUCACCUUCAUCGCCACGUCCACCACCGCGAUCAGGUGUAUAUAGUUACCCUCACUCUUAUUCAGCACCAGCAUCUUCUCGCAUGCGCCACCGCGAGCCCACACCAGAAGGCUACAGAACUCGAUAUGCCUACUCGCCUGACCCACCUCUGGAUGACCGACACAACGGACCAAGAUACACGCUGCCUCCACUGGACAGACGAAUGUCUGCAAUGUCCCCUACUCAGUCGAGGGCUCUACCCGCUCAUCAGGCUAUGCUGGCGAAGGAAAGGGAGAGGGAGAGGGAGCUGAUGGAGAGGGACCGGUUGAGAGAAAUAAAUCAGCAGCACGGGCAGCAAAGAUAUUUCCUGCACCACCCAAACUCGCACGGAGCACCCCAUCCGUCUCCUCCGCAACUUCCACAGCACAACCAGAGAGCCAAAUGGUCCCACCAGCCUCCGUAUCCUCAUCUCAUCCCACAGCAGCAGUUCUCGCCCACCCGCCAACACCCUCCUCCAUCCAACGCGGCACAGCAGGCUCCACCACCCCAAUCACAGGCAGCACAAGCACAAGCACCAGCCCAACGUCUUCUGCAGCCCACCGACAAGGUCGACCCGAUCACUUCCUACUCGCAUGCCCUGCACCCCCAGCACUUCCGCAUCGACUUCUCCUCGCCUGGGUCCUCGCACCAGUCGGUCUUCAACCUGAAAGCACCGGCUGGGUCAGUAACGGCCGCCGCGGAGCAGAACCAGCACCUACCUCGACACACACGGCAACACCCGUCGCACCUGCCGCCACACCACGUCGGCGGCGCACAGUUCGUGCUCAAGCCCCCACGCGUGCCCAAGCCUCGCGUGUCGCGUGCGCAGGCGCAGGCCGCGCAGAAGGCCCAGUUGGCCGCCGAGCAGGCUGCACGGGAGGCAGCAGAGCAGGCCGCCGCGGCUCAAGGCGGCCCGGGCCUGCGUCCCAUCGCCAGCAGACGGAGCGUCGUCGACGGCGGAUACAUCGCCUCGGGCUCGGACGGCGAAGACGGCAUGCAGAUGCACCAUGGACAUGGGCAUGAGAUUCCGAACGGGGACCCGCCGAUGGUUGACACGCUCUCGGGCCUGGGCACCGCGCACGGGACGACGUCGCUCAACGACCGGGCGCGCAUGCGUGCACUGGCUUCGGGAGGCUACCAAGGAGGAUCUGAGGCCAACACCUUCCCUGCACCUGGUCGUCCAAGCAGGAAGGUCAAGAGGUACCCGUGUGAUAUCUGUGGGCAGAUCUUCACUAGGAGCGGCGAUGUGAGGAGGCAUAAGGAGAGUCGGCAUACGGAUGGAACUGGCGGGUGCAGGUGUCCUUACUGCGAUCGUGUGCUGACCAGACAAGACGCCCUCCAACGCCAUUGGGACAAAUACUGCCGCAAGAAAUCCAAACGUGCCAUGAUGGGGGCGAGCUCGAUGGGGCGAGACGACGAUAGCGACAAGGACAGUGCACGUGGCGAGAGCGACGGGGAUAUGGCACUCGGUGGCAGCAGCGGCAUCGACGUCGGGAUGAGGAACAGAUUUGGUGGGAUGGUGCGCCGGGGCGAUUCGAGCACGAACGGGCACGGUUAUGACGACUCCUCGGAGGACGAGUACGACCAACUUCAAAGCGACGAGGAGGAAAGCCGGCGGUCCUCUGCUCCUGCUCGUUCUCGUGGGUCCGUCGGCGUCGUUGGUGCGUCUGGGCCCCAAACAUAUGCUUCGUUAAGUGGUGUACAGACUCCCGUCCCGCCGCCGUACCAGAACCCGAUGCAGAACAUGUACACGCACAUCAACUACGGGAUUACGGACUUGCCGGGAUCGUACACGACGCAUCCUCACCCGGGGCCGAGGCACCGCGCCUCGAGGGGCGCGAGAGUGAAGCCGAUAGACGUUGAAGUCGCCGACAAGUGA